UACAGUAAUGCAGCUCAGUGGCGACGCCUUGCGUAAAAUGACAGAUUUGUUGCUAAUCGUCUUUGCUACCACUAUUAGACGUUUGCUUAGUCAGGUUGUGGAACUGGCAAGAUUUAUGUACAAUACAUGCUGGCUUAUUUGCGAAGCUCUUUACACAUUAGUGAUAUUCGUGUGCGAGAUUGCAUUGCCGAUAAUAUCGCUUUGUAAGGAUGUGUACAGGUGGCUUCGAACGAGUGUUACCGAAUUGUUCAAAACGAUUUUGUCUUUAUCGCAGCUGCUGUGGUCUAUUUCAUCUUUAGUGCUGAGAGAAUGGUGGACCUAUAUUCUAAAUUCACGGGCGUGGGCUGGUAUUGUGAACAUAGCGUAUCAUUUUAAGUUGGCGGCCAUAAACGCCUUUGCAGUGAUUCAUUAUCUAUCCAUAACUGCAAAGAAGGCUGCCAGUGUAGGUUUUCAUACAGUGAAACAGCUAAGUGCCGCCGUCCUGCGGAAAAUUACAGAGCUGCUGCUCACUUCCAAAAUCGCCUUCACCACUAUUAUGCAUUACAUUUACAUGGUUAUGGAACACAUGAUUGUACCGUCUGUGAUGUACGCUAAAGCAAUUGUUAAGGAGCUAGCCCAGGGCACAGUGCAGUAUUUACAAGUUUAUGGCUCGAGAGUUAGGGAAGCCAUGGUAGAUGCGAUGUGGUCAGCUUAUAACUAUGAUUACAAUGGCGUACUGUACAUGUUGUUGGAAACCUUGAGGGGUACCAUGAGAAGGGUGCUGUACAGAGAUGCAAAUGUUGGUAAGACCUAG
This is a messenger RNA of Branchiostoma belcheri (Belcher's lancelet), 793 nucleotides long. RefSeq lists its product as uncharacterized. Lineage: Eukaryota; Metazoa; Chordata; Leptocardii; Amphioxiformes; Branchiostomatidae. The record is from RefSeq and is a predicted model, not a curated record. Bases 8 to 793 code for a protein of 261 amino acids. The transcript has a single exon.